Danio aesculapii is the source of this 2601-nucleotide messenger RNA. RefSeq names its product NACHT, LRR and PYD domains-containing protein 3-like. Bases 11 to 2515 code for a protein of 834 amino acids. The transcript is spliced from 6 exons. The record is from RefSeq and is a predicted model, not a curated record. Gene Ontology annotation, molecular function: protein binding. NCBI's taxonomy places the organism in Eukaryota, Metazoa, Chordata, Actinopteri, Cypriniformes, Danionidae.
AGGAACAGCGAUGCAGGGAAACCCAACACUCCUGAAUGAGAUCUACACAGAGCUCUACAUCACAGAGAGUGACAAUGGAGAUAUCAAUAAUGAACAUGAGGUAAGACAGAUUGAGACACAAUCCAGGAGAUCAGUAACAGAGGACACACCGAUCCAAUGCAGAGAUAUCUUUACACCUUUACUUGGACAAGACAAAGCCAUCAGAACUGUGCUGACCAAGGGAGUCGCUGGCAUUGGGAAAACAGUCUCUGUGCAGAAGUUCAUAGUGGACUGGGCUGAAGAGAAAGAGAAUCAGGACAUCCAGCUCAUAUUUCCACUUCCUUUCAGAGAGAUCAACCUGAUAAAGGAUAGAAAGCUCAGUCUGUUAGAUCUUCUGCAGGUGUUUUUCCCUGAAACUAAACAAAUGGAAAUAUCCAGUGAUGAAUAUAAAGUGUUGUUCAUCUUUGAUGGUCUGGAUGAGUGUCGUCUGUCUCUGGACUUUAAAUGUGAUGUAAAACUGCAGAAUGUCUCUGAAUCUGCCUCAGUGGACGUGCUGCUGACAAACCUCAUUGUGGGGAAUCUGCUUCCUUCUGCUCUCAUCUGGAUCACCUCUAGACCAGCAGCAGCAGAUCUCAUUCCCUCUGAGUUUGUCCAUCGAGUGACAGAGAUACGAGGCUUCAAUGACCCUCAGAAGGAGGAAUACUUCAGGAAGAGAAUCAGUGAUCAGAGUCUGGCCGAUACAAUCAUCUCACACCUGAAGUCCUCCAGGAGCCUCCACAUCAUGUGCCACAUCCCAGUGUUCUGCUGGAUCUCAGCCACUGUUCUGGAGAAGAUCUUCAGUCACACAGAGAGUGCAGAGAUUCCCAAGACUCUCACUCAAAUGUACACACACUUCCUGAUCAUGCAGACCAACAUCAGACAUGAGAAGGACUAUGAGGAGGAAGGUGAAGACAUGAUCCUCAAACUGGGGAAAGUGGCUUUUAAGCAGCUUGUGAAAGGCAACCUGAUCUUCUAUGAGGAAGACCUGAGAGAGUGUGGCCUUGAUGUGACAGAAGCAUCAGUUUACUCAGGAUUGUGCACUCAGAUCUUCAGAGAGGAGUUUGGCUUUUAUCAGGGGAAAGUUUUCUGCUUUGUUCAUCUGAGCAUCCAGGAACAUCUAGCAGCUCUAUAUGCUCAUCACUCCUUUACAAACAAGGACAGAAAUGUGUUUAAGCUAAACAAACCAAGUCUGUUGUCUAAAGUUUUAAACCAGAAGAAACCUGAUUCAUUAUCUGUUCUUCAUCAGAGUGCUGUGAAUGAGGCUUUACAGAGUAAGAAUGGACAUCUGGAUCUUUUCCUGCGUUUUCUUCUGGGUCUCUCAUUGGAGUCCAAUCAGACUCUCUUACAAGAGCUACUGACACAGACAGGAAGCUGCUCUUACAAGAAAGAGAAAACAGUUAAGUUCAUCAAGCAGAAGAUCAGGGAAAUGGACUCUCCGGAGAAAUCCAUCAAUCUGUUCCACUGUCUGAAUGAACUGGGUGAUCAUUUACUGACGCAGGAGAUCCUGGAUUAUCUGAGCUCUGGAAGAAUAGAAGAAACUAAUCUCUCCUCUUCACAGUGGUCAGCUCUGGUUUAUGUGUUGCUGACAUCAGAGAAGAAGAUGGAUUUUUUUAAUUUAAGUCAGUUUAUUGGACCCCAACAUAGAGCAGAUGUAGUUCUCCAGAAGCUGCUGCCUGUGGUGAAAGAAUCCAGAUCAAUUCAGUUGGGUGAUUGUAAAGUCACAGAUAAAGUUUGUGCUGCUCUUGCUUCAGCACUGAGAUCAAACUCUUCACACCUGACAGAACUGGAUCUGACUGGAAAUAAACUAGGAGACUCAGGGCUAAAGCUGCUCACUGAUGCACUGAAGGAUCCUCACUGUAAACUGAAGAAACUGAGGAUGAGGGAUUGUGGAGUCACAGAUAAAGGUUGCGCUGCUCUUGCUUCAGCUCUGAGAUCAGACUCCACACACCUGACUGAACUGAAUCUGGAUGAAAAUAAACUAGGAAACUCAGGAGUGAAGCUGCUUUCUGAUGGACUGACGGAUCCUCACUGUAAACUGGAGAUACUGUGGUUGUGGCAGUGUGGAGUCAGAGACGAAGGUUGUGCUGCUCUUGCUUCAGCUCUGAGAUCAGGCUCCUCACACCUGAGAGAACUGAUUCUGUCUGGAAAUAAACUAGGAGACCCAGGAGUGAAGCUGCUGUCUGAUGGACUGAAGGAUCCUCACUGUAAACUGGAGAUACUGAGGUUGAACUGGUGUGAAGUCAGAGAGCAAGGUUGUGCUGCUCUUGCUUUAGCUCUGAGAUUUAACUCCUCCUCACUCCUGACAGAACUGGAUCUGACUGGAAAUGAAUUAGGAAAGUCAGGAGUGAAGCUUCUUUCCGAUCUGAGGGAUGAUCCACGCUAUAAACUUAGACACUUAGCAUGUGAUGUGUUUGGAAGAAUUAUCAUAGGGUCAGAUGGAAAACGCCUUGAUGAUCAACUCCCAACCACCUCCACAGAGACCAGAAACCACAUAUAAUUAACUAAGGUAAGCAAUUUAUCUUAAUACUUUAGUACUCUGUGGGGAUGUGUUGUGGGGUGAUUGUGGUCGUCGAUUCUUUUUAA